GAGACCAGCACGCUGGAAUCAAGCUGGGCGGCCCCUUUAAAAGGCAGAGCUUGGAAGGCGGAACUAGGGAGUGUCGCUGCCAGACGCGCCCGGAAGGCUGAAAAUGUUACACCCGGAAGUACCUUUGGAGAGAGGAAGCUGGUCUGUCAGAAGCCUCGCCGCUAUGGGCCGCAACAAGAAGAAAAAGCGAGGUGCCGACGACCGGAGGCCCCGGCUCGUCCUUAGCUUCGACGAGGAGAAGCGGCGGGAGUUCCUGACAGGUUUCCACAAGCGGAAGGUGGAGCGUAAGAAGGCCGCCAUUGAGGAGAUUAAGCAGCGAUUGAAGACAGAGCAGAAGAAGCUCCGGGAAGAGCGCCACCAGGAAUACUUGAAGAUGCUGGCGGAGAGAGAGGAGGCGCUGGAGGAGGCAGACGAGCUGGACCGGCUGGUGACAGCAAAGACAGAGUCGGUACAGUAUGACCACCCCAACCACACAGUCACCGUGACCACCAUCAGUGACCUGGACCUCUCUGGGGCCAGGCUGCUUGGACUGCCCCCGCCUGAGCAAGGGGCUGGGAACGGGUCCGAGGAGGAGGCGUCAUCCAUGGAGAAAGCAACCAGAGCCUUACCCAGGAAGUCCAGAGACCCCCUGCUCUCUCAGCGGAUCUCCACCCUCACAGCAUCCCUGCAUGCACACAGCCGCAAAAAGGCCAAGAGGAAACCUCCCCGGCGGGCCCAGGACUAUACCAGGAAGGCCCCGAGUGCCACUCGGACCAGCAAGACCCAGCGCCGCCGACUGACCGGCAGAGCCCAGCACAGUGGAGAUUGAGACCUGCAGGCCAGGCAGGGCCCCAGCAUGGGCUGCAGGGACCUGUUCUGCUUCUGUGCGGUUGGCCCUGUAACCCCGCCUAUACCAAGGGGAAGACUGCCCGGCUCCAGGCGGGGGAGCCAGCAGCUUCAUCGCCUGGGGCCUCCCUGUCUAAGGACUGCCCAGGAGGACGGUCUCAGAUCUGUGAAGCAUCAGAUUGUGUGUUCGCAGUGUGUCUAGUCUCUGGCCUUGAUGCUGUGCAUGGAGGGCAGGCUUCUGGGAUGGUAAAAUGGUCCAGGGUAGUGUGUCUCUCUCCAGUCUCUUAACAGGUUUCCUGGCAGCAUUGGGUCAGGGUCCCCAGCCAGGGUUGAAGACCAGUGUAUUCCUGGGUAGAACCCAGAGCCCACCUGUAGUUCCGGGAGGCAGGCAGCCGAGGCAGGGUACAUGAACUGAGCCAGCUCUGCCUGUAAGUGCUGAGACUUGGCCUGCCCCUCGCCCUGGGCCUCAUCAGUCUCCUCAGCUGAAAUUGAAGAGCUGAAAUGCAGCUGAGUCCUGAAACAGUCCCAGCCCCGCCUCGAACAGCUUCCCUGGGCGUCCAGCAUAGAGCAGUUGGUCCUCAUUUAGGAAAAUGCAUCUGAGCUUGCAGGAGAGAGUGGCCCCUUCAGAGCUGACCCCACGAGGCCAGCUGGGGUUCCACAGGGUCUGCUGUGUCUUCACACUCCCAGAUAGACCUUCAGCCUGGCCUCUGAGCUGCAGAAAACCAGCCUUGGCCCCUUGGUCGCAGCUUGUGAGUGGUGGGAUGGAGCACAGUAGUUUCGGGGUGUGCCCUGGUUAGGGGAGCUGUGUUGGGACAGCAGAAGGAAGUAAGUUGUGUCCUCAACUCACGUCAGCACCAGCAAGAGAGCUGGGGCCGUAGGACAGUGGACAUGGUGGGAGAGGGUGCAGGCUCACCUAUCCAGGUCAGGCUCCCCCAACUCCACAGAGGGUCAGCCUGGAAUGGUGACUCAGGCUGUGCCUAACUGGACAGCCUCUUCCAAGUUGUCAGAACCCAUCAUCUGGCGUCUGAUGGUGGUUGGUGUGAGCUCAGGGCUUAUGGCAAGGAGUCCCCUUGACCCCUUCCACCUGCCAAGCCUGCUUCCUUCCCACUGCCCUCUGGUGCUGAGGGUGGGGCUCCCUCCCCAUCUGGGCUGAGUGGUGCAGGCUAUGAGGCUCUCCAGGGGGUUUGGUUCUCAGCCCAGGGCCGCACCUGUGGGCCUUACCCUUAAGACAUGUUUUGUCAAAACACUGACCUGCAGCUGCCCCGAUGUUGGAGAAACAUGCAUAAACCACUUCCCGAAACACCUGGCACUGUCGGAGGGCAGCACUGCAGUGUUCACCACUAUGGCCUCUGCUGAGACGUUGGACCCCAUGUCCUCUCAUCAUCUACAACUGCCAUUUACAAUUUAUGUCUCCGGGUAUUAAAUUCUCAUCCACA
Tupaia belangeri chinensis (Chinese tree shrew) is the source of this 2261-nucleotide messenger RNA. RefSeq names its product nucleolar protein 12 (gene NOL12). Gene Ontology annotation, cellular component: nucleolus. Lineage: Eukaryota; Metazoa; Chordata; Mammalia; Scandentia; Tupaiidae. Bases 104 to 808 code for a protein of 234 amino acids. The transcript is spliced from 6 exons. Gene Ontology annotation, molecular function: rRNA binding. The record is from RefSeq and is a predicted model, not a curated record.